GCCGGACUUUCCCCUGGAAGAGUCGGGCCCUCCGCCCCUGGCCGCACCUGGGAGUUCGCAGAGCGAGCCCGGUAACGAAGCUGGGAUGGGCGGCCAGCCGAGAUUCCUGUCCGUGAAGGAUGAGUAUCGGUUUCAGCAUCAGGGAGCCGUGGAACUGCUGGUUUUCAAUUUUCUGCUCAUCCUCACCAUCCUAACGAUCUGGUUGUUCAAGAACCACCGAUUUCGCUUCCUGCAUGAGACCGGAGGAGCCAUGGUGUACGGCCUAGUCAUGGGGCUGAUCCUCCGCUACGCCACCGCGCCCACCGACAUCGACAGCGGCACCGUCUUCGACUGCCCCAAGCUGGGCUUUGGCCCGUCCACCCUGCUGCUGAACGUCACCGACCAGGUGUACGAAUACCAGUUCAAGCGGGAAGUCAGCCGGCACAACGUCAACGCCCACCAGGGCAAUGCCAUGUUGGAAAAGAUGACGUUUGAUCCAGAAAUUUUCUUCAAUGUUUUACUGCCACCUAUCAUAUUUCAUGCCGGAUACAGCUUAAAGAAGAGGCACUUCUUCCAGAAUCUCGGCUCCAUCCUCACCUACGCCUUCCUGGGGACGGCCAUCUCCUGCGUUGCCAUUGGAUUAAUAAUGUACGGCUUCGUGAAGGCUAUGGUCUAUGCCGGGCAGUUAAAAAAUGGAGACUUCCAUUUCACCGACUGCCUGUUUUUUGGCUCCCUGAUGUCUGCCACAGAUCCAGUGACCGUCCUGGCCAUCUUCCACGAGCUGCACGUCGACACGGAUCUGUACACACUCCUGUUUGGAGAGAGCGUCCUGAACGAUGCUGUGGCCAUCGUCCUCACGUAUUCUAUAUCCAUCUACAGCCCCAAGGAGAACCCAAAUGCAUUUGAUAUGGCCGCAUUCUUCCAGUCGGUGGGGAAUUUCCUAGGAAUCUUUGCUGGAUCAUUCGCUAUGGGCUCUGCAUACGCCAUCAUCACAGCUCUGCUGACAAAGUUCACAAAGCUGUGUGAGUUCCCCAUGCUGGAAACGGGCCUGUUUUUCCUGUUGUCCUGGAGUGCCUUUCUGUCUGCGGAGGCGGCUGGUCUAACAGGGAUCGUGGCUGUCCUCUUUUGUGGGGUCACACAGGCUCACUACACCUACAACAACCUGUCUCCAGAUUCCAAACUGAGGACCAAACAGUUGUUCGAGUUCAUGAACUUUCUGGCAGAGAACGUCAUCUUCUGCUACAUGGGUUUGGCUUUAUUCACGUUCCAAAACCACAUCUUCAAUAUACUCUUCAUACUCGGUGCCUUUUUGGCUAUUUUCAUAGCCAGAGCCUGCAAUAUAUAUCCGCUGUCCUUCCUCCUGAAUUUGGGACGAAAACAGAAGAUCCCCUGGAACUUCCAACACAUGAUGAUGUUUUCAGGUUUACGUGGAGCGAUAGCAUUUGCCUUAGCCAUUCGGAACACCGAAUCUCAACCCAAACAAAUGAUGCUGACAACAACCCUCCUCAUCGUCUUCUUCACCGUCUGGAUCUUUGGGGGAGGGACUACGCCCAUGCUGACCUGGCUGGAGAUCAGGGUCGGCGUGGAUCCAGACGAGGACCUGGCAGCGGAACAUACCCCCCAGGGCACUGAUCACAUGGGCAAGAACUCAACCAAGGCAGAGAGUGCACGGCUUUUCAGAAUGUGGUAUGGAUUUGACCAUAAAUAUCUGAAGCCGAUCCUGACCCAUUCGGGUCCGCCUCUGACCACCACUUUACCCGAUUGGUGUCACCCCAUCUCCCGCCUGUUGACCAGCCCUCGCGCCUAUGGGCAGGAACAGCUGAAAGAAGAUGACACCGACUGCAUCGUGAAUCACGACGAGCUAGCUGUGGCCUCCGGAGACCCGGCCUCCCCAACCUCCCCCUCCGCCCCUCCCCCGUGGCCGGGACUGGACAGGACGGGCCCCCCACCUCCCCCGGCCAGGGAAAAUGUGGAUGAAGGCGACCUUGGACUGGGGGGUUUCGGACUCAAGCUCGAGCGCACGCCAGUGGUGGCUCCACAGGGGCCCUCACAGCCGUGA
Messenger RNA from Tachyglossus aculeatus (Australian echidna), 2038 nucleotides. RefSeq names its product solute carrier family 9 member A9 (gene SLC9A9). Gene Ontology annotation, molecular function: sodium:proton antiporter activity. The transcript has 16 exons. Gene Ontology annotation, cellular component: membrane; recycling endosome. The record is from RefSeq and is a predicted model, not a curated record. Lineage: Eukaryota; Metazoa; Chordata; Mammalia; Monotremata; Tachyglossidae. The coding region runs from base 86 to 2038 and encodes 650 amino acids. Gene Ontology annotation, biological process: sodium ion transport; proton transmembrane transport; regulation of pH.